Puma concolor (puma) is the source of this 372-nucleotide messenger RNA. RefSeq names its product poly(A) binding protein interacting protein 2B (gene PAIP2B). Gene Ontology annotation, molecular function: mRNA regulatory element binding translation repressor activity. The record is from RefSeq and is a predicted model, not a curated record. Gene Ontology annotation, cellular component: cytoplasm. Gene Ontology annotation, biological process: negative regulation of translational initiation. Lineage: Eukaryota; Metazoa; Chordata; Mammalia; Carnivora; Felidae.
AUGAAUGGAUCCAGUGUAGCCAAUACAUCACCUAAUGUAAAAUCCAAAGAGGACCAAGGAUUAAAUGGGCACGAUGAGAAGGAAAACCCAUUUGCAGAGUACAUGUGGAUGGAGAAUGAAGAAGAUUUCAACAGACAGGUGGAGGAGGAGCUGCAGGAGCAAGACUUCUUAGACCGCUGUUUCCAGGAGAUGCUGGAUGAAGAAGACCAAGACUGGUUUAUCCCCUCACGAGACCUGCCUCCGGCUAUGGGACAGUUGCAGCAGCAGUUAAAUGGACUGUCAGUCAGCGAUGGCCAUGAUUCCGAAGACAUUUUGAGCAAAAGUAACCUGAACCCGGAUGCCAAGGAAUUUAUUCCGGGAGUGAAGUACUGA